Molecule: messenger RNA, 351 nt
Organism: Lasiosphaeria miniovina
Lineage: Eukaryota; Fungi; Ascomycota; Sordariomycetes; Sordariales; Lasiosphaeriaceae
Exons: 3
Coding region: 1-351 (116 amino acids)
Biological process (GO): nucleosome assembly
Cellular component (GO): nucleosome
Molecular function (GO): DNA binding; structural constituent of chromatin
Source: RefSeq, a predicted model, not a curated record
AUGGCUCGCGAAGGAACACGCUCGGCCACUGGGCACUCCAAGCCUCGCGUAUUCCCCGUUGUUGACACCGCGCCGGCUGUGAAGCGGACCAAGGCCAAGCCCGCCGCCCCUAAGAAGGUGGCAGCACCCAAGCCCGCCGUGCCCAAGGCUGCCAAACCCACAGGUGUCACUAAGAAGAAGGCCCCGAAGAAGGAGAGCGCCGUGGCGAAGAAGGUCAAGGCUGUCGUGAAGAAGGCUGAGAAGAAGGUCGACAAGAAGGCUGACAAGGCCGAGAAGGCUGUCGAGAAGACCGAGAAGGAGGCUAAGCCCAAGGCGGCAACUAAGAAGGAGAAGGCUGCUGCCGCUAAGUAA